UCCCUCAAUUCUUUUUCUUUGUUUUUAUUUAUAACAAACCCAAUUUAAUCUUACAAUUUGAAUAAUUUUGAUAGUAUUUUCAUGUUCAUAUUGAAAUUUAAUAUCGAGAUUUGGGUUUUUGUGAUUUCCAUACACGAUUGGAUCUUGUUAGAUACCAUUAACAAUUAGAUAAUUUUUUGGUAUGGUAAUUUGUUUAUUCAAUCCCCAUAUUUAUUCCUUUAUUUCACGUUCAUAGAAUAAUCAAAUUGUAGUUUUUGUUAGAAUGACAGUGCUGAAGAAAGAGGGAAAGUUUGUUUGCUUUAUCAUAUUGGGACAAUUGGGUAUUAUAUUGUAUUUUUUUCCUUAAAAAAAAGUGGGUCGAUUGUUUUUUCUUGAAGAAAGCACAAAAUCAUGAGUUUUAUAUGAUUGCACUAGAAUGAGGGUUGAUUGACUCGCGCAAAAGAAUGAUGCCGAAGUUGUUUGGGUUGUAGUUGUUCUUGUUCCUAUUUUUGGUUUGAUGUAUCUUUAAUCUUUGACGCUUCACAGGUUAGAAGGUCGGGUUAUACAGUCUAUUUCCCCAUCCUGAUUUCAAUUAAUAAAUGCUGAGAAAAGUUGUCAUCUUUGAUUUAAUGGAAUGGUUCAAAUAUUGCUUGCAGGUUUCCUUUUCUCUGAAGUAAAAAGGGUGCAGCCUUAAAGAUAUCCUGAUUCUAAGGGUUUCUUUAUUACCUUAUAAAGAUGGCUCUUGAGUGAUUAACCCUUCCUUAUUCACGUGUUGCCACAAGAAUGAGGUUGAUGUUGUGCAGUUGUAGCUAGAUUCUCAUCAAUGUCUAUAACCCUUAAUUCACCUGUUGUCACAACUCACAACUCACAAGAACAAGGUUGAUGUUGUAAGUAGCUUCUGGUCGAUGCCUCUAUUAUUCCAAUCAAAGAGGCUUUGUUUCUCUUGCUUCUACCUCUUUGCAACGCUCUUCCUCGCCUUGUAUGUGACUGUCUCACCAAGCAUUAAAUGUCUCCUCUUCCGUGUUACUCCUUAUGAUCCUAUUCAGUCCCCUCUCUUUUCUUACCCUUCGUCAUAUGGUCAGCACAAGCAUGUUCUUCCUACUCUUCGUUCGUCCUGUUCUUCCCCUGUUUUCUUCUCAGAUUAUCCAUUCGUCUUUAAGGAGAUCAAACAAUGUUGUCAAAAUCAGACUGAUUCACCUCUGAGGUAUAUGCAAGGGAAGGCUGCUACAUUUGGUGGAAAUUUUAGCUUAGAGAAGAGGAUUUCUUAUUUUGAUGCAUUAGAACAAAGGAUAGAAUUCCCAUGUGGAUUCCUUAAGCCCUUUCCAAUCAAUGAUUAUGAUAGAGCUGAAAUGGGGAGCUGCAAAGAAGUGGUAGUGGUUUCAGCGAUAUUUGGUGAUCAUGACAAAAUCCGGCAACCAAAAGGGAUUGGUUCAAAAACAUUAGACAUUACCUGUUUCAUCAUGUUUGUAGACGAUGUUACAUUAAAAGGGCUAAUUAAUCACAACUUAAUUUCCAAGGAAUCGAAUGAAUACAAGAUUGGUGUAUGGAGGCUAGUGAAUGUGUCAUCAUCCGAGGGACUGUACCGAAAUCCAGCCAUGAAUGGUGUAAUACCAAAGUAUCUAGUUCAUAGGCUUUUCCCUAAUGCAAAAUACAGCAUUUGGGUGGAUGCUAAAUUGCAACUUGUGGUUGAUCCAUUGCUUUUGAUUCAUUCCCUUGUUAUUAAGGAAGGUGUGGAUAUGGCUGUUUCAAGGCACCCGUUUUUCACAAACACCAUGGAAGAAGCUAUGGCAACUACAAGGUGGAAGAAAUGGUUACACAUUGAUGAAAUACAGAUGCAAAUGGAGACUUACUGUCGAAAUGGGUUACGUCCUUGGUCACCUUCCAAGCUCCCUUACCUAUCAGACGUGCCAGAUACAGCGUUGAUAUUGCGUAAGCACGGUGUAAGUAGCAAUAUGUUGUCAUGCCUAAUGUUCAAUGAGUUAGACGCCUUUAAUCAUAGAGAUCAGCUUGCCUUUGCAUAUGUGAGAGAUAAGUUGAAGCCCAGAAUCAAAAUCAACAUGUUUGAGGUUCAAGUACUCGAGCAGGUUGUAUUGGAAUACCGGCACAACCUUAAGCGCGGCGGCAGCUCUUCAACCACCACUACAACUCCUAGUCCAAGUCCAAGUCCAAGUCCUACAAACAAACUCAGGAUCAAAAGGGCUCAACCAGCUCUUGGUAAUGACGGCCUUGGCAACUGUCAACAGUAUUUCCUCGAGAUGUGGAGGGAAUCACAUUAUUGAUCAAACCAACCAACCAACCAACCAACCAACCAACCAACUCCUUAGAUAGGUUUUACACAUUACACUCUCAAUAUUUGACACAACAACAACAUAAUAAUAAAAUAGUUUGAAUCCUACGAUUUUAGGCAUAUGUUAGUAUGUCACUACUCACUAGUGUGCAUACAUUUCCCACUUAAUUAUUACGUAGUAUAUUGUAGAUGAUGUAUGAUAGUAUACGGAGUAUUAGUUUGGUUUAGUUAAAUUAGAUAGUACUCCGUAAUAACAUUGUACCAGGUCCGGCUAUCAACAGGUCUUUCAUGGGAUUCGAAACAUGGUCAAUUACACAUUUACACAUUAUACGGGUAAACUUGAACUACAGUUGGGCCCUCCUCUUGUUUGUAGUUUUACGUGCAAAAUCUAGAUUCGAAAGCUUACUUAUUGGAUUAUUCUUGCUUUUUAGA
Spinacia oleracea (spinach) is the source of this 2698-nucleotide messenger RNA. Its product is annotated as alkaline ceramidase TOD1. The transcript is spliced from 4 exons. NCBI's taxonomy places the organism in Eukaryota, Viridiplantae, Streptophyta, Magnoliopsida, Caryophyllales, Amaranthaceae. The record is from RefSeq and is a predicted model, not a curated record. The coding region runs from base 885 to 2258 and encodes 457 amino acids.